AUGAGCGGUUUCCGCGGGGUGAUGAAGGAUGGAUGGCAUCCAAAAGGCAAAGAUGGCGGUCAAGAGAGCUGGCGGAGGGACUUCAAGGGUAUUGAUCAAGUCGCGGGCUGGUUAGGCAAGGGCAAAGACACCACUCCCCGAGAAGAGCAUGUAUCUCGUCCGUUGUCGUCUCUGAAGGAUCCCGCAUCCUUUGGGCCUCCUCCCAAGCAUAUCAAUUACCAUGGUGCUGCUGCUGUCCCGAACAGAACUACACCGGAUCGCACGGGUCUGGGUGCACCUCUCUCACAGGAGCAGAUACAACAACAAAAUGCACGUCUGGAGGCUGAGCACUAUGCUCAAGAACAAGAAAGCCAGAAACCUCCACCUCCUCCUCGGCCAUAUGUUGCCGACACGACUGGCCUGGCUACCAACAACCUUCCCCCUCCCCCGGUUCGACGUAUCAACUCUCCUGCGCAGUCGACAACGUCAAGCAGCUCGAGACCUAUGCCCAGCUUACCGCCCCGGCUGCCUGCCAGAAGGAACUCCCCGUCCCAACCGUCGACACCGCCACCGGCAUACAGCCCGACACAGGAACCGGAACCGGAGGCCCACGGGUUCCUGAAUCAACAUGCGACCUCGAGACUGAGCCAGGCGGGCGUCUCUGUACCUGGCUUAGGUAUCGGGGGAACAAAUGCCGGGAGAGAUAGCGCACCGCCCACUUCGUCGAGGACGGCUGCCCCCGUGAACGAGCUGCAAUCUCGGUUCUCAAGGAUGUCGACCACCUCUGCUGCCACCAGUCAAGAGGACCCCGCACCAGGGACCACAAUGACAAGCCACCAGAGCGGUCAGAAUCAAUUUGCGUCUGAGAGCGGAACAAAUAAUACACGGAGUAUAGGCUCACGCAUCAACGACUUCCGGGAUCGCCAUAGCGAUCAGAUUGAUGCCGGGAAGAAGCAUCUUGAUACUGGCAAGAAGAAGAUCAGUGGUGUCAACGAGAAGUACCAGAUUACGAACCGGAUCAAUGGAAAGAUCAAUGGCUAUCUCGACCGGCCUGGAAAUAAUAACAAUAGAUCCUCUCCGGCACCACCGCCGCCGCCGCCUCAUACGGGCUCGAAUCGACCUUCAAUCGCAAGCCCACCGUCGCUGGGCAAGAAGAAACCACCCCCUCCGCCUCCGCCCAAGAAGCCGGGGAUGCGAACGACCCCCUUGAGUCCGGUCGAUGCGCAGUCCCCACUCCCUCCCCCACUACCGUUGGGAACUAAACCCCGCUGA
This is a messenger RNA of Paecilomyces variotii, 1251 nucleotides long. RefSeq lists its product as hypothetical. The record is from RefSeq and is a predicted model, not a curated record. The coding region runs from base 1 to 1251 and encodes 416 amino acids. Lineage: Eukaryota; Fungi; Ascomycota; Eurotiomycetes; Eurotiales; Thermoascaceae. The transcript is spliced from 2 exons.